Molecule: messenger RNA, 898 nt
Organism: Chenopodium quinoa (quinoa)
Lineage: Eukaryota; Viridiplantae; Streptophyta; Magnoliopsida; Caryophyllales; Amaranthaceae
Exons: 1
Coding region: 68-496 (142 amino acids)
Source: RefSeq, a predicted model, not a curated record
UUUUGUUUCUAUUGAUAGGUCCAGAAGUUACUGCGGGACUUGUAAUCAAACUGCAAGAUCUGAUUUCAUGAAUCCUGAUGUUCAAGGAGGGAUUUUAUGUAGAUCUAGUGAUGGAGACAAGCUCCAUGAUUCAAGUAACAGGGAUUCGGCACCUGAAAGAGAACGCAAAAGGCCUGAUGAAGAACGUAUGUUACAGGUUUAUAGAAGUGAUGAGGAAGCUACUGCACCUGGAAUGGUGGCAACUAGUUUGGUGCAUACCAGCUUUAAGGGCACUGAUAAUGAGGCGAAGGGUGAGCUUGAAAAGGCUUGUCGUCUUGCUGCUUUGAAGAAGUUAGAAGAGAUUAGAAUGAAGAAAGAUACUCAGACUUUUCACCGUAGGGAGCCUAUUGAAAGUUUGAAAAUUUGCACCGAAGAAAAUAUACAUGGUAGAGUCCUGGAGAAAGCUAAUUCAAGUAAAGUGGAAGUAUGUGAAAUUUCUAUAAAGAGAAGGAUUUAGUAUUCAAUGAGGUCAGUAAAUCUUCAGGUUAAUAAUUUGUGCCCUUGUUUUGCCAGCCAAUAUCUGAAUAUCGGAAAGCCUUCUACAUAAUGCUGUAAAGUGUAAAGUAGAGCAAGGUAUGCUAUUGCCAUCAGAUGCCUGUCUGGAUGUUCCUGUAUUUUGCAGAAACGAUGUAUCACCAUUCUUCAGGUGUAUGUCUCCAUUUAUGAUGGUUGUGUGAAGUGUUCAUUUCUUUGGAAAGUUCCUCAUCUUGUAUAUACUUCAUACACUUUAAGGGCUGUUAGGCUUUUAGAUUUUGAGAUGAAAAAACAGCAAAAGGAAACAAAAAUUAUUGAGAUAGAGCAUGGAAGAAAUUUUGUUCAUUCCAAUAUGGUAAAAAAUGCCUCUGGUUAAUGUUUCUCA